Messenger RNA from Vicia faba (fava bean), 747 nucleotides. Lineage: Eukaryota; Viridiplantae; Streptophyta; Magnoliopsida; Fabales; Fabaceae. The record is from the annotation of a GenBank genome assembly.
AUGGAUCAAGUGAACACAACCCCGGAACCAGAAGGAGCAUCUAAUCCUACACAAGAAAGUACAUGUCCAACUCAGGAGGUAUCUUCUAAUCCGAAUCCGACACCUAAACCUGAUAUUGGGCAACAAGAAGAAAUUGAUACAAUUUUAGAACCCGCAUCAAAGAAACUUAGAAGUAAUGUGUGGCAAGAAUUUAAAAAGAUGAAAGUGAAUGGAAAAGAUAAGGCUGAAUGCAUCUGGUGUAAAAAACAACUUAGUGGCACUUCAAAGAAUGGAACAAAUCACUUGAAAGGACAUCUCUUGAGUUGUAUUCAAAAAAAGAUCAAGACUAGAAACCAUGACAAAGGACAACCAUUUCUCCUACCGACUAUCUCAGAAGGAAAGCAAGAGUUGGGAAUUGGAACUUAUGAUCCAGAACAUAGUCAAAUCUUGAGGUUCAUUUAUGUUCCAGCCCCUCACACUAGUGAAAGACUUGCUGAAGCACUUAUUAAACUUAGAGAUGCACAACCUACUGCUCCAUCCAUUGGUACAACUGCUAUUAUUGAUGACGAGGCUGAAUUUGAUGCAUACGUUGAGACAAUUUCCAUUGCCGAAGACUCAAGUUCAAGUGUUAAGAGUUGGCUAUGGGCUGCUGAGAAUAACGGAAUUUUUAGAGUUGCAGAAGAAAUUGCUACUGUGUUGAAUGAAAUGGAGUCAGACGAUGAAGUUGAGUUGAUGGAAGGUUGUUUGGGUUACCAUUUUGAAGAUUAG